Molecule: messenger RNA, 1270 nt
Organism: Drosophila gunungcola (fruit fly)
Lineage: Eukaryota; Metazoa; Arthropoda; Insecta; Diptera; Drosophilidae
Exons: 3
Coding region: 139-1131 (330 amino acids)
Source: RefSeq, a predicted model, not a curated record
AAACACCAAAAAAUACCACUUAGAAAUGCAACUCUGAAGUCGAUAGCAAGUGGUCUCGCGCCCAACCUAUCGGUAUCAGCUGUUCGGAAGCAAAGCAAAACAAAGAGGAUGCCAAACUAACAACAAACGGAUUAAAAAAUGUUUCUGUUCAUCAGUCGUCCCACGCGGACGCUGGGCAACCGCAUGCAAGCGGUUCGCGAGCGUCUUGGCGCGGAUUUAGCCGAUCAACUGGACGCACUGCACCGGAAUGUGAUGCGGACCGGACUGGUGUCCACACAAGAGCUGGAGGAGGCGUUUCGAAAGACACGCGACAUGGAUCAUAACCCGAACCGGUUGAAUCUGUUCUGGCUGCUGGGCAUAGUGUUUUUCAUCAUGGUGGCGACUCCGGUUUUCUAUGAGACCAUCUCGUUUCUGCUCGGCGUGCGCUGCUUCUUGCCCAACAAUUAUCUGGUUUGGGAGGCCACUCGACCUAUCAGCGACUGCGAGUUCUGCAAAGGCGUGCGGGCGCCGCUGAUCCUGGACAAUCUCACCAUGGAGCAGUUUGCCCCGCACGCCUACUCCUCGCUGCCCAUAAUUGUCAAGCGGGCAGUGGCACAUUGGCCAGCCCAAAAGCACCUCAGCUACGCCCACAUCAAGGAUCUGUACGAGAGGGUCCCGGGCGCAAUGGAGUCGGACUGCCAGUUCUCGCAUUUCAACUCCGAUCUAAAGACGCUGAAGGAUGUGUUUGCCAUGUCGGCAGACCGUUCGAAUCUGAGCCAGGGCGUGUCAUGGUUCGUGGGCUGGAGCGUCUGCCAGCCGGCUGUCCUGGCGGAGUUCAGGAAACUGUAUCCCCGCCCUCAUUUCCUGCCUGUCGACGCCGAAAUGCCCCACGCGGAUUUCAUAUUAAUGGGCUACGAGCAGGGAGCUGUGAUGCAUCUGGAUUACAUCCCCCGCCUGAUGUGGCAGGCUCAGCUGAAGGGAAACAAGAGCUGGUUUUUGGCCCCCGCCCCCGAGUGUGAUCACCACUGUCAGCCCUUCUCCUUCUACGUGGAGCCCGGGGAUGCUGUUUUGGUGGAUACACGCAUCUGGUACCAUGCCAAUACCAUUCCCAAGGGACAGUUCUCACUAACCGUUCAGUCCGAGUAUGGAUGAUUGCCCUGUGGAAAGUUUACGAUUGGGAAUAAUAAUAAAUAACCUUAUCUACUUAAGUAAUUUUUAAUGAACAGUACGAAGUAUGUUUAUAAAACUUUGUUAAGCCCCCUGUUGGAUAUUUAAAAGUCAGUUUUAUACG